Molecule: messenger RNA, 2616 nt
Organism: Austrofundulus limnaeus
Lineage: Eukaryota; Metazoa; Chordata; Actinopteri; Cyprinodontiformes; Rivulidae
Gene: dkk2
Product: dickkopf WNT signaling pathway inhibitor 2
Exons: 4
Coding region: 379-1107 (242 amino acids)
Biological process (GO): negative regulation of canonical Wnt signaling pathway; multicellular organism development
Cellular component (GO): extracellular region
Molecular function (GO): co-receptor binding; receptor antagonist activity
Source: RefSeq, a predicted model, not a curated record
GAGAUCAUAAAAGAGCCGGCUGGAGGAGAGAAGUGCUCACACUCAGCCCGACAGGAGACACAGAGGAGACCUGCUGCCUUCUCUGAAUUUUAGAACACUUUAACAGAUGUUUAUUGUUCCCCUGAUAAACCAGGAACAAGGAGGGGACUCUGUGCUUUCCAAGUAACUCUCAAUGGCACUCAUUCUUCUGAGAAUCUUCUUUUUGCCAGCAUAAAGGUGGCUCCAUCAGUUUGGGCUGAGGUUUGACGCAUGGACAGUGCAGGACGCACUCUUCCUACUGACAAUUCCCCCCUUUUAGACACAAAUUAAAUAUAUUUUUGAGGAGGUUUAUAUAUAUAAUUUUUUUAUUUAUUCUUAAACGGCGGUAUUAUUUCGAGGAUGCUUGUCUCCACUUGGAAUAGAUGUUGCGUUGUGUUGUUCCUCGUCGCCUCAGUGAAGACCGGCGCAUCCCAGGCAUCAGAGGCACGACCGAAGGCGAACUCCAUUAAGCCCGGGGUUUUGGAAGAGACGCCACUAGCAGCUGUGAACCGCUCCGCUCCUGUCACCAAGAAACACAAGAGCCACCCACAGCAGGUGUAUCCGUGCAGCAAUGACAAAGAGUGCAGCGUGGGCAGCUACUGCCACAGCCCUCAACAGGCUUCGUCUCGUUGCCUCGCCUGCCGCCGGAGGAAGAAGCGCUGCCAACGGGACGCCAUGUGCUGCCCUGGGAACCGCUGCAGUAACUACAUUUGCGUCUCCAUCUCUGAGAGUGUCCUCUCUCCUCACAUCUCAGCAUUAGAUGAUCACAGCACAACAUCAACCAAAGACCAGAGCUGGAGGAGGAAAGGGAAGGCACAAGCUAAACACACUCCUAAAGGUCACGAGGGCGACCCUUGCUUACGCUCGUCUGACUGUUCAGACGGCUACUGCUGCGCUCGCCAUUUCUGGACAAAAAUCUGCAAGCCGGUGCUGAGGCUGGGAGAGGUGUGUACCAAGCAGAGGAAGAAAGGCUCUCACGGCUUGGAAAUCUUCCAGCGCUGCGACUGCGCCAAGGGCCUCUCCUGCAAGGUGUGGAAAGACGCCACCUCCUCGUCCAAGUCCCGACUGCACAUGUGCCAGAAGAUCUGAAAGCCAUAGGCGUUGAGGCCUCUGUCUCCAUCUGCCACGGAAAGUUUUCUUUUUUACUUUUUUUUUAAAGAAUGGGUUGUGGCUUUAUUGAAAAAGGAGCAAAAGACAGAGACUAACCAGAGACAGAACAAACUGCGUGGGUUCAAGCUCAGCAAGUGGGGAGCAAAUGGAAAUGCUCUAAUGUGUUUUUUUUUUUUUUUUUUUUUUUUUUUUUGCUGUGAGUGGCUCGUCCCUUCACUCAAACUCAAGCACACAUCCUCAAAAACAAACACAAACACUCAAGCACACAAUCCGCCCAGCUUUGAGAGAUAAAUGAGCCUGUGCCUGUUAAAAAACAUAUUCUUUACGUGACAUUCAGGGAGCCACAAACACAGGCAGCAGACGCUGUUCAAGGUGUGAAGCCAACCAAUGUAGCAGCCUUUAAUUAAGCUAAAACUUCUAUGUACAGCCAUAAGGUGCAUAUUCUAUACCAGCUUUUAAAAUCAGUUAGUUGAAGUCAUCUGGCACCCAAAAUUCCAUCUUUCAUUUUAGAUCAGUUUUUUGUUUGGGGGGGGUGGGGGUCAGAUUUUAAAAUUCAUUUUUCAAACUUUUGUUUGUGUGAAAUCUCAAAGGAUUCAACGAUUGUUCUGAAAACUACCCAAAACCACAGUCCACAUCUGUUGAACUGCACAAAGAGCCACUCGCGUGCGCCGUUAACUCGCUUACAUUUAACACCUAAUCCUCAUAAACCAAAGAUUAAAAGAACAUUCGUGUUGGAGUUGAUGACUUUCAUCUGGUCGCAUGUGCUCUUCGUCUGCUUUUUCUUCCUUUUUUUUCCCUUCUUUGUCUUUUUUUAGCCAAGAGACGAGAGAUAAAGUGUUGUGUUUGUGCCGGGAACCUUAUUUGAUCUGUUAGCUGCAGCUGUGAUCGGCUGUGAUGCAACCGAUGUGAGUUCAAACAGCCUGUGUGAGGUAAGAGAGCGCCCUGCUGCAGACAUACUGGUACCGGUACCAGACAGAAAACGAGCUCUGCUUUUCCAAUCAAACCGACGCAAGGAUGUGAGGAACUGCAGGGAUUUUUGUUCCAUUUUGAAAGUAAGCAGGAAUGGAGAUCCAGACUGAAUCCAGUUUGGUUUGUUUGAUGGCGCAGUGCCCUCUUUUAUGUUUCAGAUUUUUAAAUAUGACUGAAAACUUUCUUUCAUCGAGAAAUUUCAAUAACAUGCUUUUUACUCCAAACAAUGCUAAUCCUUUAAACAACCACUCAUAAUGUCACAUUAGUCUCUUUUUUUCUUUUUUUUUCUUUUUGGGGAAGGGGGGGGGGUUUAAUAUAUUUUCAAAGUCUUAUAUUUUGUAACCAUUUAAAAUAUCAAUAAGCUUUUAUGUGUAAAUAGACUGAAAGUGGUGUAUUUAAGAGUCAUUGUAUAUCAUGUACAUAUAGUGUAUGAAUGCUAAAUGGUACAGUGAAAUUAGACAAGGGGAGCUAAACUGGACAAAAGGUGUGUGUGUGUGUGUGUGUGUGUGUGUGUGUGUG